AUGGUGUUAAUGAUGGUGGACCAGGGCUAUGAUCGCCCACCUGAUCUUAAAAAGGAUCCAUUCUGGGAUGAUGAGGUUGAACCAUUAUACUCCGAACAAACAGCAAGGAUUCCAAACAACCCACUCAAAGGUUCCGUUAGUGAAGUGAGGUUACCUGAUUAUGUUCACGAGAUUAGAAUGGUGCCGCAUUUCGACGAUCGCGAUCCGUUGCUCACGGACACCGCGGCACUGCGGAGAAGAGUCAGCGUGGUUCCCGUCAGCCACGUGGAACAUCGUCAAAGCCGGCCCUCAAUUGGAUCCUUAGAGGUGUUCCGUAGUUUCAAAAGCAAAGUCGAAAGAAAUUGUUUUUGGAUGAGAAACCAUGUCGAUCCAUCUGUUCGCGUGUCAUGCUACACCCCACUCGACCCCUCCGAGCUAUUUGACGACGAUAAACCACGAAAGGCUGUGUCCCAUGGCCAUCUGCCGGUUCUGGAUCUGUCGCGUGUUGGACCGCAACGAAGCGGAGAGACCACACCUGUGGCGGAAAAGUCGUUCACCAACGCAGCGUUCAUCAAUAGCCAGGAUGAUUUCACCACAUCCCUAGAGAAAGGGAAGGAUGUCCGGAAAUCGUCGUCAUCGACGAAUCUGAAGUCUCCGCAUGACUUCCAGCAUCACAUUCUUGAUGAUGUGCUUGAAGAAAACGAAGAGGAUAUGGCACAAAGGACGGUCCGAAAGAGAAGCACCAUUGAACACCUCGAGGAAGGAAGAGCUCCACAACCACUGCAACCACUGGUUAAGGAAGAAAAGAAGGACGAAUCCAACAGCGGAGUUAUCAUUCCUAUUAGCGAGGAACCAGAAACGAAACCAGAAACGGCGAAAAGUAGUGAAUUUUUCAUUGGACAAGAUGACAAUCGCUAA
Messenger RNA from Ostertagia ostertagi, 897 nucleotides. NCBI's taxonomy places the organism in Eukaryota, Metazoa, Nematoda, Chromadorea, Rhabditida, Trichostrongylidae. The record is from the annotation of a GenBank genome assembly.